GUCGUGCUUGCCGCGCAACACACGCAUGGCGCGCGUGCGUGCCGCGGCUGCCGCCCGACCGUUUGUUUUUCCGAUUGGUUCGGACGGUCGGCGCACGCGCACGGCGUGAGUGCGACCGGGAAUUACAGGGAGGUUAUUUUGGACACGACGAGCGGCCGAUGUAGCGCCGUCCGUAACACGACACGGACAAUACGAAGACGACGCGCGAAGCGGAACAGCUGACGUCUCGGCGGUACCAAUCCACGCACGUCGUAGAGAAUUCUGUGAUAAACAGAUAACGGCGGCGGCGUGCAGAUAAGCGACGUGUGAAAAUCCCGUAAAACCUUAGAAUCUUGGAUCAUAAUAUUGUUAUUUGUUAUUCUACUGCUCACGUUUUCGCUUUUCCAACAGUCUCUUUCCUCUGUCGUUCACUUCCUCAUUCCAUUGUAGGUACUGUUUUCCCCCUUAUAAUUAAUAGAAAACGAACAAUUCGUCUUUUUUUUUUUUUUUCUGACCCGUUUUCGUUUUCCCGGAGUGUAGAUUUUAUUCCGUUACCUACCGACGAGACAAAGAAACACUUGUUAUUAUGUAGGACUCGUACAACCAGUAUAAUUGUAUAAACACUCUUAUAGAUGUUUUUGCGUACCCUAUGAUCGUAUCAAAAAAAAAGAAGAAAAAAAACAUCUUGCGUUCACCGACCGAUUGUCAAAUUUAUUAUCUGAUGGGUAACUUUUGCUAGACAAAGACUAGGCGCAAUGAACAUCGGCCGAACCAAUCCACACGGCAACGGGUUGCUGUUUGCCGGCUUCAAUCAAGAUCAAGGUAUCUUUAAUUUUUGAUGGAUCUGUUUUUCUCUGAACUGUAUCUAUGUAACACCAUAUACUUGGUUUUCUCCAAUUCAUGAAUGAACUUCAAAAAUGAUUUUCAUUUCAGAUAACUACUAAAGUAAAUAAAUAUAGUAAAUUAAAAAUGUAUGUAUAAAAAUAAAAUUAAUAAAUGCGUCGCCUGGAGUAAUAUGAUAAGUGUAUUAUACAACCGGUUUUGAAUUAAAUAUUCAUCAUUAGGUAUAUUGCAGUCAAAAUGUAAAACAUGAUUCAUAUUUUUACACACAUGGUUUUACAUUAUGACUGUGAAUUAGCUGAUGAUGAAUUUUUAAUUCAAAACCGGUUGUAUAAUACACUUAUCAUAUUACUCCAGGCGGCUCAUUUAUUAAUUUAUUUUAUUUUUAUAUUUAUUUAUUAUAUCUAUUUACUUUGUUAUUUUAUUAGACUACUAGUAUUAUUCUUAUGUUUAUAUAAUGUAUGAAUUAAUUCAAAUUUUGUAUUUAAUUAUAAUUCAUAGAAUGGGUUAAAUAUAGUAAAUUUCCCAUUUCAUGAAUUGAGCAAAAUUAGUAAUACACAAAUAUGUUUAAUAUUUAUAAUUGUUAAAACAUUAUUUUUAAUAAAUUAUGCAUUUUUAUAAAUGUUUUAUUAUUAUUAUAACCUAAUUAUUCAUGUAUUAUUUUAAGUGAAUUUAAUAAAAAUAUUAAAUAAUUAUUAAUAACUAAUAACUAAAUAUAGUUAAAUGUUGACCAUUUCAUGGAAUAGGCAAAAAAUUGCCCAUUUUGUUAAUUAGACAAAUUUUAUUUACCUCUUGGGUGUAACAUCUACUUGUAAAAAUGAGGUCAGUAAGUAAUAAUUAUUUGAGUAAUCAUUUCUAAUGUCAAUUUGAUCAUGAUUAUUAUUUUAAUUUAUGAUUUUGUGUAUUAUAAAUCAUGAUUACUUAUGACCACAAUUAAAGAUCUAAUGAAUAAAAUAAAUGAGUACCUAUGUAUUUUUGAUUCUUUUUAAAUAUAAAUUAUCAAAUUGUAUUGUAAUCAUAAUAAUGGUUUCUACUUGCAAAUGGGUAUUUUUUUUUAAAUUUUAGCUUUAUAACUCAUUUAAAUACAUUUAAAUUUUAUAUUAGUAAACAACAAUUUUAGUUUUUAUUUAUCCUUUCUUUAGUAGGGUAGAUUUUUUUCUUAAAAAAAAAAAAAAUAUAAGUAUACCUAGGUACUUAUCAGAUAAAAUAUUUUUAAAUUAUAAAGAACACGUCAAAAGUAUACUUCUAGAAUCCAAAAAUAUAAAAUCUAAUGGAAUGUAUAUUGCCAAAACGUAUAAUUCUGGCAUUCCCACCCGACCAUUUCUAUCAACUUAGAUAACUUAAUUAUUUAUAUUAACAUAAUUAUUUAUUUAAAUUCUAGAUAAAUAUUUUCUAAAUAAAUACGGUUUUUAGAUUCCAGAGAAAUACACUCUGGCAAUAUACAUUAUGAACUUUCAGGAUUUUUCCUAUUUCUGAAUUCCGAAAAUUAUAUUUAUGGACAAAUACAGUUUAUGAUAUUUAAAUUCUUGAGAAAUAUAUUCUGGAAGAAUACUUUCCAGGAUUAUCUAGGUAUAUACUUACUAAAAAACACACUUCUGACGUAUAAAGCCCUCUAUAAUAGAUUCAUAUCCAAAACAAAAAUUCAUAAUUCAUAAAUUAUCAGAAAAUUUUUUUUUUUUUUUUGCUCAUUCCGGGCCUUGUAGGUCUAUCACCGCUUCCACUAUACCUUUUCAUAUGUAACUGUCCAUAGCCAGUCGUUUUCCAUCUCAUAUUGCCAAAAGCCUGAGGUUUUUCCCAACUCAGUCCUAUCAGAAAACUGUUAAAAAUUACAGAAAAACCAACUUCCGCAUAGAUAACAAUAACUGAAUAAUAUUCUUUUAUUCAAAUCUUAAAUAAUGUUUUUUGUUUUUGGACUUUUCUAGAUGAAAUGAUCAAGGGUUAAAAUAUUAAAAUAUGUUAAACCAUUAUUAAAUAUCAAUAGCCGUUUUUCAACUUUAAAAACUUAAAAUAGUAUCAAAUUUUACUUACAGAAAACUGCUUUUAUUUUUUUGUUUCAGUUUUUAUUUGAUAUCAUCAUUACCCAUCUUUCUUGUAUUUAUUUAAUUUUUUUUUUUAUAUUAUAUAUCUAUCUGAUAAUUAAUAAUAUGUACUUAUUGUACUUAUUUAUAAAUAUAUUGCAAAAAAAGUAUUUUUAAUUUAGCUGUAUUUGUUUUUAGGUUGUUUUGCGUGUGGAAUGGAUAAAGGUUUCAGAGUUUAUAAUUGUGAUCCAUUAAAAGAAAAAGUGAGGCAGGACUUUCCUGAUGGUGGCCUUGCCUUUGUAGAAAUGUUAUUUCGGUGUAACUAUUUAGCGAUGGUUGGUGGAGGCACAUCGCCAAAAUAUCCUACAAACAGAGGUACAACCUCAGUUGUCCACAAAAUUACCCAUCAAAGUUUUCAUUUGUGAGGUCGUUUUUCCCACAGUUGUUAUCUGGGAUGAUCUGAAAAAAGAUUGUGUGAUUACAUUGGAAUUCAAUACGCAUGUUUUAUGUGUCCGACUAAGGAGAGAUCGAAUAGUUGUUGUACUUGAAGGUGUCAUCAAAGUGUACACAUUCACGCAGACCCCACAGCAGCUACAUGUAUUUGAAACCCAUGCAAACCCAAAAGGUAAAUACUAACCUAAUUAAUUAUAAAUAAGUUGUUAAUACAUUAUUUUAAAAAUGUUUGUCAUUAAAUUAAUUAUGUUUCUAGGUUUGUGUAUGCUAUGCCCUAAUAGCAACAAUUCUUUAUUAGCAUUUCCUGGACGAAAAAUGGGACAUGUUCAAUUAGUAGAUCUGGCAGACACAGAUAAACCACCUCUUGAUAUUGCUGCACAUGAAACCCUUUUAGGAUGUAUAGCUCUUAACUUACAGGGUACAAGACUGGCUACUGCUUCUGAAAGAGUAAUUUCAAUUUAUAAAUAAUAAUUAUUUAUUGGUAAAUCAAAUUUACAAAGACAAAUUUAAUAACAAAUUAUAUUAUACAUUUAAAUACUUUUAGGGGACAUUAAUUCGAGUAUUUGAUACAAAGUCUGGAAAUAUGUUAUACGAAUUUCGAAGGGGUACCAAUGCAGCUCAAAUUUAUUGGUUAGUGACAUUCCUUUUUUGUUUUAUUUUACAAAAAUAAUAAAAUGUUUAUUAUGUAUUUUAUUAAAGUAUCAAUUUCAAUACGGAUUCAACUAUGAUGUGUGUGGCUAGUGACCAUGGAACCAUACAUAUAUUUGCAUUAGAAGACCAAAGCCUAAAUAAGCAAUCAAGUUUGGCUUCCAAUUUCUUACCAAAAUACUUCAGUUCCAGUUGGAGUUUUUGCAAAUUUCAAGUACCCAAUGGACCACAAUGUAUUUGUGCAUUUGGAACAGAAAACAAUUGCAUUAUAGGUAAUAGUUAUUAUUUUGAUUUACUUUUAUUGUUUUUAUUUUUUUUAAUUCAUAGCAUUAAACUGUUUCAGUAAUUUGUGCUGACGGAAACUACUACAAGUUUGUGUUCAAUCAAAAGGGUGAAUGUUGGAGGGAUAUUUGUGCUCAAUUUCUAGAAAUAACCAAUGAUAGUAACAUUAUUAGUUGAUGGUUUUUAUUAUUAUUAUUUUUUUAUUAUUUUGUUGUUAGAUAUCAUAUUCCAUAUCACUUAUUUCAAGUAUUAUUUUAUUUUAAAAAUGAAAAUGUAAAUAUAAUUAACUAAACAAUUUUUUCCCCUUUAUAUGUAUGAUUUAAAUUGUUAAAAUUGUUAAACGUGAAUAUUAUAUAUCUUAUUGUAUAACAAAC
Messenger RNA from Cinara cedri, 4594 nucleotides. NCBI's taxonomy places the organism in Eukaryota, Metazoa, Arthropoda, Insecta, Hemiptera, Aphididae. The record is from the annotation of a GenBank genome assembly.